Molecule: messenger RNA, 888 nt
Organism: Penicillium cinerascens
Lineage: Eukaryota; Fungi; Ascomycota; Eurotiomycetes; Eurotiales; Aspergillaceae
Product: putative Coatomer subunit epsilon
Exons: 5
Coding region: 1-888 (295 amino acids)
Biological process (GO): retrograde vesicle-mediated transport, Golgi to endoplasmic reticulum; endoplasmic reticulum to Golgi vesicle-mediated transport; intra-Golgi vesicle-mediated transport
Cellular component (GO): COPI vesicle coat
Molecular function (GO): structural molecule activity; protein binding
Source: RefSeq, a predicted model, not a curated record
AUGGAUCCUUUCUCAGCAGAGGGCGAGCUCCUCAACAUCCACAAUGCCUUCCACUCCGGUCAAUACCAGUUCGUGAUCGACUUCGACACCGCCGCUCUCUCCCCCGAGAACCAGCUCCCCGCCCGCGUGUUCAAGCUGCGCGCUCAGAUUGCCCAAGGGCAAGCCAACGAGGUCUUGGCUGCCGUCUCCAGCGAGGAGGACACCCCCGAUCUCGCCGCCAUCAAAGCGCUGGCCCAGCAGGCUGCGGGCAAGACCGACGCCGCCCUGCGGCUCGCUCAGGAUCUUGCCGAGAACUACCCGGAUAAUUUUACUGUGCAGUUUGUCUGUGGCACAGUGCUACAGGCGCAGGACCACAGCGAGGAGGCCCUCGCGCUGCUGUCGAAGCAUCAGGGUAGCCUUGAAGCUGUCGCCUUGAUUGUCCAAAUCCACCUCCAACAAAACCGCACCGACCUUGCCUUGAAAGAGGUCCAGGCUGCCAAGCGUUGGGCCCAGGACUCGCUGCUAGUCAACCUGGCCGAGUCGUGGGUUGGCUUGAGAGUUGGUGGUGAGAAGUACCAAUCCGCCUUCUACGUCUACGAAGAACUCGCCUCCGCCCCCAGCACCACCGCCCCGCUGUCCAUCGUCGGCCAGGCCGUCGCAGAACUCCAUCUGGGCCGCGUACCAGAAGCCGAAGCUGCCUUGACCGCUGCAUUGGAGAAAUACCCCGAGGACGCAGAGUUGAUCGCCAAUUCCAUCGUGUUGAACGUGUUGGCAGGCAAGCAGACCGCAGACCUGGAAUCCCGACUGCAACAUGCCCAACCUUCGCACGCUCUCCUCGCCGAUAUCCAGGAGAAGAGCGAGUUCUUCGACACCGCGGCGGCCAAGUACUCGCCCAAGGUGUCAUCGUAG